Temnothorax curvispinosus is the source of this 3795-nucleotide messenger RNA. Its product is annotated as homeobox protein aristaless-like. The transcript is spliced from 4 exons. NCBI's taxonomy places the organism in Eukaryota, Metazoa, Arthropoda, Insecta, Hymenoptera, Formicidae. Gene Ontology annotation, biological process: regulation of transcription by RNA polymerase II. Bases 2181 to 3329 code for a protein of 382 amino acids. The record is from RefSeq and is a predicted model, not a curated record. Gene Ontology annotation, molecular function: DNA-binding transcription factor activity, RNA polymerase II-specific; RNA polymerase II transcription regulatory region sequence-specific DNA binding.
AGUUCGCGAUACGCGUGUGUGCCGCGUCGCGCGCCUACGGCUUCGCGUUCUCGCCUCUCUCGAACGGUUCCGUACCGUCAUGACCGGAGCUGUCAAGCCCGCUCUCGAGCCGGCUGCUGUCCCACCGCGCGGGUGAGAGACCGAUGAACGUCCGGUGACAGUCGCCGCGCUCGUUACGCGCGACAUGCCCGAGGGCACGCCGAUCGCGAAGUUAGAAAAGUGUGCGUGAUGCAAAUUGCUACGCGAGCAAUCGGUUCGAUAUGGAACGUACUCUUAAUUGGAUACGACACCUGCGUGUAUAUGCGAUACCUGCGAGCCGUGUACCACCGUGAUUAGAGGAAAUGUUUUGGGUGACAAGAGGUGUUAUGAUCUCCUAUGUUGACGCUACUUUGAGAAAUUAAACGAGCGUGGACAUUGUGGCGAUAAUAGUUAGUUUGAGGAAGAAUCAGUGUGUUUUACGUGGAUAUAACGUCUGCGCGAACUGGAACAGUCACUACGGGAUUCUAUAUUAUUUCGGAAAAGACGUUGUUACUUGUUGAGUAUACGUGGAUUAAUGUGCAAUGAUAUCACUCCUUGAGUUAUAAAUAUUGCAUGGGAAAAAUAAUAUUUAUUCAAUCUCGAAGAGUUCGAUAAAUGUGUUCAAAUCGACCAUUAGAGACUGACCACGGACGUUGUAGCAAAUCGAGUUUGCGGCAUCAGCAAUUUGUAAAUAAAACACGCUCCACCCAUUUGUAGUGUUUAAAUAAUCUCAUAACUGCAAUCGCAAUCCUUGAAUGCCGAGGUUUUGCGUCUAGCGAUUUUGAUGUGUUUCUGUAAAAAAAGUCUCAGAUUGAUGAAACUGUCACUUCACACGGUCUUCGACGUCCUAUUGUCCUCCGUCGUCACGUGUCGAGCGUCAGCUGAUCGAAAAUCGGAAGUGAUCGCGUGAGGGGCUAUUUUGUUCGAUUUAAGGCGAAUCCCCUCCCGCCCCAAACUGACCGGUCCUUAAAGAAAAAGGAAAAAAAAAAAAAAACUGGUCGUGGUCUGCGCGAAAACGGAAGGAAGAUCGAAUCAGGCGCCGCGAUUUGUAAACACAAGGACGGCCGAGAGUUGGACAACGUGAACCGUGAAAGAGUUCAUCGAUCCUUUCCAGACGCGUACGCGUGCGCGUGUGCGUGUGAGCGUGUUUACAGGGCCCGGCAGGAGUAAGCUCUUGCGCGAAGCGACGCCAGGCCACGAUCGGCACCGCGCUGAUAACGAUUAACGCGAUAAUGCGCUUCCGGUCAACGGAAUCGAGAUAACACGUAACUCGAUGAUCCAUCCGGAGGCAUUCUCGCACGGAGAGAACGAUCAUUCCUCGCCCGGAAGCGGAAGUGCGAACCGAUCAUCGAUUCCGCCCAAUGGUGGGACGAUCGGCUCGCGAGGGAGAGAUUUCCUGGAUCGCGAGGAGACGAUCUGCCAGGUGGUAGCGCGACGUUACAAGACGCGAUCGUCAGACACUCGAGAUAAUCGAUUUCCGGGACCAGGAAGAAAAAAAAGUGCAAUCGAUAACGUGUGAUAUAUGAUCAUUGCAUCUGCUAUACGCGGAAAAACUGUUCAGUUUAAAAACUGAAUUAUCGUCGAAUUCUCGGAAAUAUAUUGCAGCGAACUGACGACGCGGUCUGCUAUCUUAGGUGCAACAUAUCUGCGUGUGCUACAAUCCGAAUAAAAAAGAUAAGCGGCAGGUGAACGAAGUAGCUCUUUUUUAAAGUCGAGCUCCGUAAAAUUGAAUUCGAACGGAGUCGUCAAAGUUGACAGAGCAAGUUGACGGCGAUCGAGAUCGAGUUUGUCGUAAAGUUCUCGUUGAUAUUAGAAACAGGAGAGGAAAACAAGAAAAGACGCUGCUGCAACGUUUUGCAAGAAAAUAGAUAAGUGGAGAACGACGUGUUAAAGUGUUUUGUUAUCAAGUCCGUCCAAUUGGAGCUGUAAAUUAGAGUAGCAAGAGUCGAUCUCGGCGCAUCGACGAUCGGCCAAGUUAAGGAGACUAGGAAACUGGCUUUUCUCGCGGACGACAUUCGCGCGUUAUUCGUUAAUGAGGUCACGAGGCCGAAGAUGCGAGCGACAACGCCGACGACGGAGACGACACGAUCUCGGUGCGUACGGUGAGAGGACGUGAGAUGCCGAUUCCUUCCCGCCUACGAAAAUAGUGCGAAGUAUCGACGAUGGAUCUCAGCACGACGCCCAGAAGGGCCGCGGAAGGCGUCGGUGAUCUGCAGAAGACCAGAGUGGCGAAGAGCGUCUUCAGCAUCCGCAGCCUCGUCGACGUCGAGGAAACGGAGCUCCCCGCGCAGGACGACGAGCGUUCGCCAAAUCAUUCGUUGCGAGGAGGCAGCGAGCAGGCCGUCCCGCAGACGAGUCCUGCGAGCAGCACGAGCAACUCGAGCCAGGUGACUCAGGUGAGCCAGCAGCCUCACCCGCAGCCUCACCAGCAAUCGGCGCCGGCGUCAGCGACGACGACGACGACGACACCUCAAUCCACCCAAAUGGGCAUCUCUACCGAGGAGGUAAGGCCCGAGGAAGAGGGCACCCACCCGCGAGCGGCGCCGACCAGCCCCGAGAGCGAGGCGGAGGCCGACGACUUUACGCCCAAGAGAAAGCAGCGUCGCUACAGAACGACCUUUACCAGCUUCCAGUUGGAGGAGCUUGAAAAGGCCUUCUCCAGAACGCAUUAUCCGGACGUGUUUACGAGGGAGGAGCUCGCCAUGAAGAUCGGCCUGACGGAGGCACGGAUACAGGUCUGGUUCCAGAACCGGCGGGCCAAGUGGCGUAAACAGGAAAAGGUCGGGCCCCAAGCGCAUCCGUACACUCCGUACCCACCACCGUCGGCGGUCGUGGCGCCGACCUUGCCGAACCCCUUCGCCCACCUGGUCAACUUCUCUCACAGGAAGCCCUUCGACGCCUUUCGCUAUCCGCCACUGGGUCACGGCCCGGUCCUCCCCGGUAGUUACGCCGCUCAUCCCUAUCAUCGGGCCCCGCCACCGCUGCUGCCGCCCGGCAUGCCUCUGCCGUACACGUCCGCCUCCUUCCAGAAUUUGCUGGCGAACAUAUCGGCAGCGCAGCGGCCGAAACUGAUGCGCGGCUCGCCACCCCCGCCCCUGCCACCAUCAUCCGCGAUCGCUCUGUCGCAUCCCCCGGUGGCACCGCCACCCCCGCCACCGCCGACCGCCACUUCACCGCAGAGCUCGCCUACGGGUAGCGUGGGACUGGACAUCGACAGAAGGACGAACAGCAUCGCCUCGCUGAGACACAAGGCCCGCGAGUACGAGAUGCAUUUGGAGAUGCUGCGUAAGAAUGGCGAUCUCAUAAGUUGAAACACCGUCGUUCGGAUGCGACAGACAACGCGCGCGAGUCUGUCCUAAAUCAGUUCGGAUCAGUCAUAGGGAAAUCGAGCGUUCUUCCACACGGGGAAUGCCCGGCAGGUUGAGUCAAGUGAGUGAACUCGCGAAGAUCUUACAAUUAGACACACUUAAAUCAGUGCUUGCCCAAUGUGUGACACAGGCUCUCAACAAAAUAUCAAAAUAGUUAAUCGAAUGUUGCACGCAGCAAAUACAGCGAAUGUGAUAUUCAACUAUAUAUAUAUGGCGAUUUUAGAUCAUGUAACGCUACAUUGGUCAGACUGUGAUUCAAGUGUUGUCGGUCGGUCCGUUAUUGAUAUAAUCGCGACGAACUUAGAAAAAUGUGUGAUUGAGUUUCGUGGCAAACGAAUUGUAUGUAGUGAGUGCUAGCACGUUUGUUAAAGGAAACAGAUUCAUUAAAAUCGAGAGAUGGAAUGUGAAA